Molecule: messenger RNA, 5962 nt
Organism: Paramacrobiotus metropolitanus
Lineage: Eukaryota; Metazoa; Tardigrada; Eutardigrada; Parachela; Macrobiotidae
Product: TATA-binding protein-associated factor 172-like
Molecular function (GO): ATP binding; TBP-class protein binding; ATP hydrolysis activity
Source: RefSeq, a predicted model, not a curated record
UAGAAAUUUGCACAGAAUGCAUAAAUUAUGAUAAAUAUUCAGAAAAUUUAAAAUAUCCAACGAAUAAUUUUUUAUUCAGAGUUAAAUCGUGCAUCGUUGCCUUCGUUUUUGAAUUCGCAAAGUCUUGCAUCUGGAUUUUAUUGUUUUGGAACUUUUGGCACAGCCUGCGUCAAUCGUAAUCACAGGAGCCAUCAAAGACAGCGCUGUGCUGGUUUUAAGUACUUUUCCGUACGCUCUUAGGUCUCCGUAUGUCAAUGACGAUUAAUUGCCACUAAAAAUUAUCGCGUUGCAUAUUCUGUGCUAUGCACUGCAGUCAUGGCCACCAGAUUGGAUCGUCUGUUUGCCCUGCUGGAGAGCGGAUCCAAUGUGGGCACACGGAAAGCCGCGGCGGUACAGCUCGGCGAAGUCCAGCGUCUGCAUCCGCAUGAGCUCAAGACGCUAUUGACGCGGAUUCUCGCUCUCCUGCGCAAUCCCUCGUGGGAUACGCGGGUGGCGGCCGGCCAGGCGCUGGCCGCUGUGGCGGAGAAUGUCGCCGUGUGGAAUCCGGCGCCGUCCACGCUGAAAACAGAUCCCGCAGCGGAUUUCGAUGUCGCGCCAGGAAAGAUGCAGUUUGACCAGUUCGAUAUAGAACGUGUACUGCUAAACGGUGCCCAGUUGUUGGGAUCCGAAGGACGGGAAUACGAUUGUGAUGAUCAACAUAAUGCCAGCAGUCGGCGCAAUGCGUUGAACGAGCACAUGGGUCUGGGAUCGUUUGCGGAGAAAGCCGGCCUGGGGGCGUUUGCCGAUGAACUGGUGGAGGAUGAGGAUUUCCUUCCCGCACCGUCUCCUCGAGAGAAUUCUGCGAGAGUGGCGUUGAAUGCCAUGUGGGCAGCCGGACAGACGAUGAGCGCCCGGGAACGGAAUCGAUUCAAACGGAAACUCAAGUCAUCGGUUAGCCGGAGUCUAUCCAUGGAUGAUAGUCCACUCGAGUUGGAUUUAGAAACGGCGUCCAAAAAGCCGCGAUCAGUGGAUGAUAGUCCAAAAUCCCUGAGCGAUACCAGCGAUGCACCCGGUGAUGAGUGUUUGGAGUGGCCGUUUACGCGGAUGCUGGAGGAGUUAUCCGGCGAUCUCUUCCAUUCUGACUGGCGUAUUCGCCAUGGUGCGGCCACCGGCAUCCGCGAAAUCAUCCGCGUACACGGCUACAGCGUGGGACUGUCACAUGAACUUGCCUACGAUCGGAUGCAUCAAGCGAACGAGCGGUGGUUGGAGGAUGUGGCGCUGCGGUUACUGUGCGUAUUGGCACUGGAUCGUUUCGGUGAUUUCGUUUCCUAUGAAGUGGUGGCGCCAGUUCGGGAGAGCUGUGCGCAGGCAUUAGGCGCCGUGGUCAAAUGGAUGCCGUCUCUGGUCGACCAAGUAGUGGAUUGUCUGCUGAAAUUGACCCAACAAACCAACUGGCAAACGCGGCACGGUGCCAUCCUGGGAAUUAAAUACGUACUAGUCGUCAAACAGAAUCUUGUUGGCGAGUUGUUCCCUAAGGUUCAUGCGGUCAUCGUUGGCAGUCUAAAAGAUCCCAUCGAUGACGUGUGCGCCGUGGCCGCUGCUGCGCUCGAAGCUGUGAUGGAUGAAUUUCUGCGCGUUAUGCCGCAAGAGGUUCCGAAAGUGUUGGCAUUGCUGUGGGAUGGGUUAUUAGAUUUCGACGAUCUGACAUCGUGGACGAACAGUUUCAUGAGUCUCCUCUCGACGAUCGUGACGAAAUCCGAUCCGCAGGAGAUCUCCACCAAUCAGAAACCGUUGCACGAAUUAUUACCGCGUCUGUGGCCCUUCUUGGAUCAUUCCUCGGAGAAGAUCCGCUCAUCCGUCCUGCAUACAGUCAAUACGCUGGUGCGGACCAGCAACAGUGGGGAUACGGAUAGUUCCUGGCUGAAUGUGAUAUUGUGGGAUUUGAUGAAACGGCUGUUUCAGCGGAGUGUACUGGAAGAACGUCCGGCGGUGCAGGCAACGGUUAAUGAGUUGUGGUUGAGCUGCUUACAGCGCGCUGCUCCUGCCCACCUCCUAGACAUCUUCCAGCAGUGCGUCGCCAGUUGGCUGUCCUUAGCCAUGCAUCCGCCGGCCUAUCCCUUGGAUCCCACCCUCUUCGGCGUGGGUACCCAUCCCGGAGCGGUACGCGUCGGUCCCAGUGAUAAAGUGAUAUACUUUGCCGGCAACGAAUCCUUCAACGAUAUCCCUUUGCAUCGGGAUCUGGCCGUCAUCCGAACGCGCAUCUUGACCAGCAAGAUGAUCAGCGAGAUGGCGGCACGGGUUAUUCAACUGGAUACCACAUUGGCCGCCGGAAAUCUCUUCAUGUCGGUGAUGCAGUAUCAUUUCCGGUCGAAAUCCGCUGUGCAGAAGGCCACCGUCGGGCUGGUUAUGUAUCAUUUGGCGGUGGAGAUGCCGCGGCAUCCUGCGUUGCAACGGCUUUUUGAUGAUGCCGCGAUGAAGUUCCUAACGGGAUGUCUGGAGGAGACCAUGCCGUAUGAUGAAUUAGCCCUGACGGUGACCUCCAUGCAGAGUAGCUGCGCUGCGCUGGUGCAAGAUCUUCGUACGGGCAAUGCGGCUGUGGAUGCUGUCUAUUGCCGACCCGUGCUAACGAUGGAGCAGUGCCAGAAUUUAGUAUCAACCGUGUCGGAGAAAGCCCUGGCGGGAUUGGGUCGGAAGGUGAAUAAAGUGCCGAUCAUCCAGAAGCGCAACGAAGCCAUUGCUGCCACCAUGCAAGCAGCAUCCGAAUAUCUCAAACUCUCCACUCGGGUGCGAUUAACAGCGGCGACGGCGUUAAUCGCAUUGGGAUACACUCCAGAGAAAUUAGCUCCUUUGGUCAAACCGCUGAUGGACAUUCUGAAACGGGAUGACAAUAAAGUUUUGCAGGAAUUAGCCGCGCAUUCCCUGGCGCAUCUGAUGAUACGGAUAUGUGAUACGUCGCAGCCGACAUGUGAUAAGAUUAUCAAGAAUCUCUGUACCUAUCUCUGCUGUGAUCCGGCGCAGACGCCCAGUCCCGAGGAUCCGCUGGCGGGAUGGCGGAAUAACAACGGCGGGCCGUCGUCCGGUGAUGAGGAGUACGAUGUGACUCCGACUAAUGGAAUUUUGUCGCUAUGUGUAUUGACAAAGGAAAAAGAUCGCGGCGCACGAACACCAGCCGCUGCCCGCAAAACCGCCCCUUCCGCUGGCGCCCCAUCGCCCGGGACGUUUAUCCCUCCGGAAGAGAUGUCCUCCCUGGAGACGCAGCGACUCGGCGGAGAGUACGGACUGAGCGCCAUCUGCCGGACGUUCGGGUUGAACAUUGCGGAGAAUCUCCCGCAGUUGAUCCACACACGCAUCCUGCAGCCGAUCCAGACGUUAUUACCGCUGGCGGACAGUGCGCCGGCCUCCGCUGAUGCUGUCCAGGAGUUGAUUAACACGCUGCAGAUUCUGGAGAAGUUGGUGGAGCCGCUGCACGAGACGGUGCGGAUAGCGCUGGUGGCGGUGCUGCCGCAUAUCGCGCAGGGUGUGGCGCAUACGUUGACGGCGGUACGGCAUAUGACGGCGCGGGUGGUGGCCGGCAUGGCGGUGGUGUGUGAGGAGGUGGUGAUGCGGUUUGUCGUGGAGAAGGUGGUGGAGGUGCUGGGCGUGCUGGAUAACCAUGUGGCGCGCCAAGGCGCCAUCGAAGUUAUUGGUUGCGUCUUGGAUCGGCUGGGAAUGGGUAUUGUCCCGUACAUUGUCCUGUUGACGGUGCCGGUGAUGCGGCGUAUGACCGACCAAGACCAGGCGGUCCGCUUGAUGGCUAGCCAGUGUUUUGGCUCGAUGGUGCGCUUGAUGCCGUUGGGGAUGGCCGCUGCGCGCCAGUCCACCAACGCCUGGUACAGCCAGCGUCCGGAGGAAAUCAGUUUCCUGGAACAGCUGUUGGAUAGCCGGAAGAUGGAGGAGUUUGUGGUGCCGAUGCCGGUGGAUGCACAGCUGCGGCCGUACCAACAAGAAGGGCUGAACUGGCUGAACUUCCUGAAUCGGUACAAUCUGCACGGGAUCUUGUGCGAUGAUAUGGGAUUGGGGAAAACACUACAGACCAUCUGCAUUGUGGCUGCCGAUCAUUAUUUACGAGCUAGUAAAUUUCAGGAAACUAAAUCCGCCACCUGCAAUCCGAUCCCCUCAUUGGUCAUCUGCCCAGCCACUCUGAUUGGACACUGGGCACGCGAAGUACGACGAUUUGUCGGCAAAGAACAUCUGAAUCCAUUACAAUACGAAGGGUCGCCAGCCGAGCGGAAUAAAUUACGGAAGGCGGUAAAGAACCAUUCGCUGAUUAUUUCCAGCUACGAGAUUGUCAAGAACGAUGUGGAGUUUUUUCGGGAUAUUAAAUGGAACUAUUGUGUGCUGGAUGAAGGGCAUAUCAUUCGCAACAUUCGCACGCGGGUUUUUAAGGCUAUUAAACAAUUGGUGUGCAAUCAUCGGUUGAUUCUGUCCGGUACACCGGUGCAGAACAAUGUCCAGGAUUUGUGGGCGUUGUUUGACUUUUUGAUGCCGGGACUGUUGGGAACGGAGAAACGGUUCAAUGCGCGUUUUGCCAAACCCAUCGACUCCAGUAAAGAUCCCAAGGCGUCCUCUAAGGACAUUGAAGAGGGCGCGCUGGCCAUGGAAACCCUGCACAAGCAGGUGCUGCCGUUUAUUCUGCGCCGUUUGAAAUCCGACGUACUCAAAGACCUUCCACCUAAAAUUAUUCAAGACUACUACUGCGAUCUCAGUCCGUUACAACAGCGUUUAUACGAGGAUUUCGCCAAAUCCAAAGCGCAGAAGGAGGUCAUCCACAGCCUGCUGAACGAGGAGAGCAGCAGCGCCAAAUCCGCCUCCACCAACCACGUCUUCCAGGCCUUCCAGUAUCUGCGCAAAGUAUGCAAUCAUCCGGCGCUGGUGCUGAACGACAAGCAUCCGCAGUACAAACACAUCGUCAAGGAUCUGCAGCGCGACAAUUCUUCUUUAUUCGAUAUCCAGCAUGCGGCGAAAUUCGUGGCACUGCAGCAGUUACUGCUGGAAUGCGGGAUUGGCACGGAGGAUGCUGAGUUGAGUGUGGUCAAUACACAUCGCGCACUCAUUUUCUGCCAGCUGACAGCCGUUCUGGAGAUGCUGGAGCAGCAUUUAUUCCGGACGCAUAUGCCGGGAGUGACGUAUUUAAAGCUGGACGGAAGCAUCCCCGCUCGCGACCGGCAGGAUAUCGUGGAAAGAUUUAAUACCGAUCCGUCGAUCGAUGUGCUGCUGUUGACAACGGCCAUCGGUGGGCUGGGAUUGAAUUUAACCGGUGCUGAUACUGUGAUUUUUGUGGAACACGACUGGAAUCCGUCCAAAGACAUUCAGGCCAUGGAUCGCGCGCAUCGCAUUGGCCAGAAACGCGUGGUGAAUGUCUACCGGUUGAUUACGCGCGGCACACUGGAAGAAAAAAUUAUGGGCCUGCAGAAAUUCAAGCUGCACGUGGCCAACUCGAUCAUCACCCAGGAGAACAGCGCCCUGCAGACGAUGGGCACCGAGCAGAUUGUCGAUCUGUUCUCGGUGGACGCCGUGGCCAAUGAUUGGCGCUCUAAGCAUCCUUCCUCAAAAGUUCCUGUCAAAGGCCUCAAGGCCGCCCUGGAUAAUCUGGAGGAUCUCUGGGAUUCCGCCCAGUACGACACCGAGUACGAUGUCAAUCGCUUCCUGGAAUCCCUCAACAAAACCGGUUGAUAUGGCUUUCAUCUAUUUUGUUUUUAUUGUUGCUUAAUGUUUCCUAUAGAAUUUGUCGCUUCGUUCGCUACAUAAUAUAUUUUCUGAGGAAUGAUUUCUUGUUUGGAAAAAAGCAGUUACCAAUGUUUGUCUGCUUGCUUGAGAAUUUUUGCACUGUUUUAUCUGUUAAAGCUUUACGAAGCAUUGCGAUAUGAUUUUCCAAAAAAUGUCCGGUUAAUUUAAAAAAAGAGAUAGAAUUAAAAUCGCUAAAAUAUGUUUAAUUAAUUUCCGU